CCGCGCGCGCGCGAAGGCCACGACCGUCUCCCGCAGCGCCGCGUUGGGCCACAGCUGGUUCGUCGCCAGGCGGACGGCCUUCUCCCGCACCUCGGGCGCGACGUCCGGCCGCCGCGUCAGCUCCAGCGCGCGCCGCAGGCACCGGUCCCGCGCCGCCGGGCGCCGCGUGGCCACGUCCCGCAGCGCGCCCAGCCCGAGCGCCACGUGGUCCGGCGACUCGCACAGGUCCCCGAGGAACGCGAUCGCCGCGUCCGGGAGCCGGGGGGCGCCCAGGGCCGCCUCCGCGAGGAGCUUGCGCUCCUCCGCGUCCAGCCCGUCCCGGAGCGCCCCGAGGAGCGCCAGCAGGCAGCGGUCGUACGCGUCGCGGGCCGCGCCGCGCUUCUCGCGCGCGUAGAGUUCGAACAGCACCCGCAGCCCGAGCUCCAGGCCGUCCCGCCGGCUCUUCUUGUCGGCCACGGCCCGGCGCAGGACGCGCGCCACGCCCUCCGGCUGGUCGCAGGCCUCGCCGCGCGCGAGGCGCGCGACGAUCGCGUCCCGCGUCUCGAACCGCUUCUCGCCGGCGACGGUCUCGGCCGGCGCGGCGAGGCAGCGCGCCGCCGCGCCCUCGCGCAGCCGGGCCCGGUGCGCGUCGGG
Pelagomonas calceolata is the source of this 633-nucleotide messenger RNA. Lineage: Eukaryota; Pelagophyceae; Pelagomonadales; Pelagomonadaceae. The record is from the annotation of a GenBank genome assembly.